AUGCGUCAAGACGGACUCGAAUCGCUACUGGCGCCCAUCCUUCCCACGGGCACACGCAUCAUAAAGGCCGUACACCUGUCCGAACUGUGGGCUGGGUACGGACACAUUUAUCGCAUCCAUGUCGAGCACGCAGCACCCUCCUCAACAUCCUCUUCCACAGAUGACGGCAUGGUCGACAAGACAUAUAUCGUGAAGACGAUUCGGCCGCCGCGCCAGAAGGGAGGCUACGACGAGGGGCACGCACGGAAGAUGCUUUCGUACCAAGUAGAGGCCAACUUUUAUCGGAAUUACGCAGACAAGGUCACUUCCGAGGAUUGCUGUGUGCCUCGCCUGCUCGCUGCAUCAUCGCUGGACGGUGGCGCGCGGUCGGAGCAAGUAGGGCAAACGUUGGUGCUCGAAGAUCUGUCGAUACGCUUCCCAGUCCUCACAGAGAAACGGGGCACGUUGAACGAUGCACAAGUCAGCAAGAGUUUAGAAUGGCUAGCGCACUUCCACGCAAGCUCAUGGAACAUCGAGUCUUGCUCCACCAGCGACUUUUGCCCGCCACCAUCGGUUGCCAUCAAAUCCGCAUGGAACGGCAGCGGGCUCUGGCAACAGGGAGGCUACCACUACCUUGCCACGCGCCAAUUCGAGCUCGCCUCCAUCGACCCCCACACCGACCCAUGGGGUCAACUCGGUCUCCACACCGCCUCCGACCUCCCCCUCGCCAUCGACUGGUGUCUCAACAAUCCCGCCGAUCGUUCCCGCCUGAGUCUGAUCCACGGCGACGUCAAAGCGGCCAACAUGGCCUUCUCCCGCAACACGUCCAAAAUGGCAAUGUACGAUUUCCAAUACGUUGGCAUCGGCCUUGGCGUUCAGGACCUGGCUAAGUUUCUCACCACCUCCAUCCCUUCGCGCUACCUUAACAGCGCAGAUGGAGAACGCCAACUGCUCAAGACGUAUCACUCGUUUUUGCUGAAAAGGCUGCCCAAAGAUGCCAAGUACGAAUUCGAAGAGCUCGUCACGGAUUGGGAGCUGGCGCUGGUAAGCUGGGUCAGGUUCUUGGCGGGUUGGAGCGGCGGGUUCUGGGGCAACGUCGAUUGGUUGCAGGAUCGAGUUGAGGCGCUGCUCCGAGAUCCAGAGUGGGUAGAAGGUGUACGAGAGCGUUGGAAAACGGCAAGACAAACCCAAGAAUGA
Molecule: messenger RNA, 1176 nt
Organism: Sporisorium graminicola
Lineage: Eukaryota; Fungi; Basidiomycota; Ustilaginomycetes; Ustilaginales; Ustilaginaceae
Exons: 1
Coding region: 1-1176 (391 amino acids)
Source: RefSeq, a predicted model, not a curated record